CUUCCUCUCCCCGGUGUGAGAGGAGAUGCAGGCGGGCAAACUAUGUGCAGCGCAGCCGGGCAGGGAGUGAGAGGAAGAGGAAGAGUAAGAGGACAUCUCCUGUAGCUGCAGAGGAAGAGGAAGAAGAAGAAGAAGAUGUAUAUAUGGCGCCUGUCCAUCGCUGUAACCCUCGGCCUGCUGUGGUACUUCUCCGACUGCGGCCGCUCUCUCACCAACUAUGUCCUGUGUUUCCUCGUCUGCUUCUCCUCGCCCUGGCUGCUGGGGAGCAGUGGGCGAGAGAGCAGCACCCAGACGGAUGAGGACCCCGAGGAGACCCCCCUGCAGGAUGGUGUUGAUGAAGACUUGUUGGAUGGAGGAAGCAGCGAGCAGACCGAGCUGCUGGAGUCUCAGUAUACACAUGUGAAGAGGUCUUUAAGACAAGUGUUUGAGUGCGUCUAUGCUCAGCUGGUCCUGCCCUGGUAUGCCGUUCCCGAGCCCCCCGAGCACCAGCCUCUGCACCAGGUGCUCAGCAGGGAAUUCGGCUACGUAAUCGACCGCAUCAUUGAGAGAGCAAAGGACUUCGAUAUCUGCCAGGCGGUGGUGGGAUCCAUUCGUAUUCUGACCCAGCACUUGCACAAUGUGAAGCAGUCUGACAGGGAGCUCCUGUUCAGCUCCCCAGCCGAUGAGGUCGCUGUUCUUCGAGAGCUCUCCGACGCUCUUGUGCGCAACCUUUUCUCAAAAUCCUUCUGGGGCCAAGAAGUCAACCGCUGUACCUUAAACGAGAUUGUGGCCUUAAAGGGGCUGGGCGUGUUGGUGACAUGGCUGUCCGACCCAGACAACCUGAACCAGCUGGUGCUGAGCCAACUCGACAGAGCGACCCCCAAAGGCUCCGUGGAGGAUCUGUGUGGGUCAGACCCGGAAGAAUCCUCUCUGGCUUCACAGGAGAGCAAAGACGAGGGCGAGGUCAGAGAAGUGGAUUCGGAGGGGGCAGAGAUUUCAACUAGCACCAGAGCCAAGAGCAAAAGGAAAGCCAACAAGCUGAAGGAAGGAUGGUCAAAGUUCGUGGAGAAGAUGAAGUCCAAGAAGGCCAAGAAGAAGAAGAUGAAAAUGAUGGAGCAGGACCUGAUGAUGAGGAUCCUAGCGAACCAGGAAAACGGACCCAACGAGGAGGAUGCCAGCAGCAGGGAGGGCUCAAUUUACAGCCAUCAGGACUCUGAUGGGGAGGACAGCGAUCUGGAGAACUACUUGACAACAGUGCAAGAGGACAUGAUGGAAUUCAAGCUGUCGUACGAGAUGUGGCGCGUUGGCCGCUGGGCUGUCAGCAUCCCUCAUGUCGACCUGGAGGAUGAGGAGCUGAGCUUCACCGUUCACCUGCAGGAGAACAACAGCCCGGAGAACCUGCAGUGGGACAUCAGGAAGACGUACAUGGAUGUGAUUUAUUUUCGCAACAGAUGGCAGGACUCGACCACCCUGCCCUCGAUCCUGGAACUGGAGGAGUCGGCUGCGAGCGAUGAGGUCAAAGAAGAAGCUCGAGUAUCAGUGGAGCACUUUCUACAGGAGUUGGUCUCAGAUAAUAUGAUCGGUCACACGCAACCAGUUUUUCAGUUCCUCUGCCCGCUUGACAAACUGCUGAAUGAAGAGGAACACUAUGAAGGCGUGUGGGGCCUCCUCAGCGGCUUGGCCUACUUCCUGACUCCAGGGCAAGAGGAGGAAGAGACCUCCAGCCCUCAGACAGAAACCACAAAGGAAAUCAUGAUGCCAUCGCCGCUCCCAGAAUCCUCAUCCCCGCCAUCAGAGAACCCUGUUGCCUCUACACAGGGUGACACCGAUGUUCCCAGUGCUACUUUCCCUUCUAUCCUUAUCUCUGACUGGGAUCCUCCUGCAGAACCACAACAGGAGGCUGAAGCAGAAACACAAACACCCUCUGCUGUUAACUCAGAGCCUUCGAGUAAUGACAAUGGUUUCCAGGACAAAACGGAGGACUCUGAAAAUCUCCUCACCUUCCGCUUUAAAACCAUCAUCAGAGGACUGUCCCGAUCCAGGUCACAGGAGUCUCUGGCCUCAACGAGAAUCAGCAGUGAGGACGAGCCGCCUGAUUUAGCCUGCUCGCCAACCUGCAGCCAGGAUCGAAGCUCGCAGGGGGACAGCGCAGAGGGUCCGUCCUGGCUCAAUUUCAGCGCAAGGUCAACUAAAAAGGACAAAAUAUGUUUCAGGACUUUAAACGGAGCGAGCAAAGCCAAAGGGAAGGAGCAGGGCACGUUUCCAAGAGGGGAGGACUCGGAGGUUCAGAGGAGUCAAGUCCACUGGGAGCAGCUGGAGGCGACCAAAGCCAUGUUUGACCUGCUGAAGGAAAUAUCUGGAAACUCCAUCCUCAUUAACAUAUUUGAUGCUAUUCUGAAACCUGUCAUGCCCAUCCUGAAAAAGAAAGUGAACUCUUUCUUAAACAAGAUGAACCCAACCGAGGAGCAGAUGGCCGCUUACAUCGACGCUCUGCGAGACAAACAGUGGCCGGAUUCUCAACCAGCAGCGCCUCCUCCCCCCCGUCGCACGGAGGAGGAGAAAACCAAGAGCAGGGAGCGAGCUAGUGACCUCAUCAAUGCCAAAUAUUCAAACUAUCUCAUUCUGAAGAAAACGGACAUGGAGUCAGUCUUUAAUAUUUUCCAGGACAGGGAAGAAAACAAAAAACUGGUCUAUAUGCUUCUAUCAUUCCUAUUCACCGAAUUUUUCCCCAGUGAACAUUCCCUAAAUGUGAGCGCUGCUGCCUUACUGAAAGUGACCAACGCUAUCAACUGAUCUGUGGAUCUUUCAUAACAUUUUUAAUGGUACUUUUAAGGCAUUUUAUAAUCGCAAAUAAUUUAUUAAAUAUUUAACAUGACAUAAAAUAUUGCAGACCUUUUUUUCUGAACUUUACCUCAAACAUACUGUGAAUUUUUGUUCUAUUUUUUUUAUUUUGCUAUCCUAACUUUGCAUAUUGAACUUUAGGUGUUAAACUCAGGAGAAAACAAAGUACAUGUCACAUUAAGUUUGAAUUUCACCCCCUCACGUUUUAAUGACAAAGAAUUUGAGUGUUUCUAACAUAUUUUGUCACUUUGAGCACGGCUUUAUGGUGAGUGUUUGUAUACUGGAUGAUUUGACCUAAAGUUGUUUUUAAAAUAGAAAAAUCUUAUCAUUACAGUUCACAUAAAUCUCUCAAAACAUGGAUGGUAUAACUAUCAA
Messenger RNA from Limanda limanda (common dab), 3195 nucleotides. RefSeq lists its product as uncharacterized. The transcript has 16 exons. The record is from RefSeq and is a predicted model, not a curated record. NCBI's taxonomy places the organism in Eukaryota, Metazoa, Chordata, Actinopteri, Pleuronectiformes, Pleuronectidae. Gene Ontology annotation, molecular function: phosphatidylinositol binding. The coding region runs from base 136 to 2772 and encodes 878 amino acids. Gene Ontology annotation, cellular component: early endosome membrane; intracellular membrane-bounded organelle.